Pelobates fuscus (common spadefoot toad) is the source of this 3511-nucleotide messenger RNA. RefSeq names its product delta like canonical Notch ligand 1 (gene DLL1). Gene Ontology annotation, molecular function: calcium ion binding; Notch binding. Gene Ontology annotation, cellular component: plasma membrane. The transcript is spliced from 11 exons. The record is from RefSeq and is a predicted model, not a curated record. The coding region runs from base 592 to 2781 and encodes 729 amino acids. Gene Ontology annotation, biological process: negative regulation of Notch signaling pathway; multicellular organism development; Notch signaling pathway. Lineage: Eukaryota; Metazoa; Chordata; Amphibia; Anura; Pelobatidae.
UGCCAUCUCUGGACAGAUUGGGGGUCUGUUCAUUUGCAUCUCAUUAGCUAUGCAGGCGGCAGGCUCCAUAUAAAGAGGCAAUACCCUCCUAAUGCUUUAAUUUGCUUUUUCUGUUUGUGGGACAUCAAGCCAAGAGACAGACCUGAGAAGACUCUUAACCAACUGGAAUUAAACACUGGGACUUGGAACGCAGUUAUACAACACUUACUAUCAACGAAGACAUUUUUAUUCUUCACGUUUAUUUGGAUUUUUAUAUGAUUUUAAAAAACAAAACAAAACCGAUUCCCUAUUUACUAUGGGCCUGAAGAUGAAGUAAAGGUGGAUUAGAAAAUUAUUCUACGAUUUAAGUCUUUACCUUGACUCCAGUCUCCACCUUUCUUGCUAUUCAUAAUAUCUGUCACUCGAUCAAAGGGCGUAUCUAUAUAAAAAAAAAAAAAAAAAAAAAAAAACAGAUUUGAAAAGGGAAAGCCCAGAUCUGAGACUAGCAGUGUAUGCUAGGACAAGCCUCUGGCACCCGGAUUGCAUGAUACAGUCUGCUGGAACAGCCUCCUGACACCCUUAGCAGCUCUGCCAGGCUACUAACCAGUCAGCAUGGGACGCCAAUCCACACUGAGCCUCAUCAUUCUCUGUGCCCUGCUUCACCAGAUCUCUUGCUCUGGACUCUUCGAGUUGAAGUUGCAGGAGUUUAUCAAUAAAAAAGGUCUGCUUGGGAACAAGAACUGCUGCCCAACUGGGACGUCCGGAGUGUCCAGCUCCCAGGGGCUGCAACAGUGCGAGUGCAAGACCUUCUUCCGGAUAUGUCUAAAACACUACCAGACCAGCGUGUCCCCGGAACCGCCGUGUACUUACGGCAAUGCUAUCACCCCAGUGCUGGGGUCCAAUUCCUUCAAUGUUCCCGACAGCAGCAGCUCGGAUCCAUCAUUUACUAACCCUAUUCGAUUCCCUUUCGGAUUCACCUGGCCUGGUACAUUUUCUCUUAUCAUUGAAGCACUACAUACAGAUUCUUCAGAUGACCUCAGUACAGAGAACCUAGAUCGUCUGAUCAGUCGUCUCACCACCCAGAGGCACUUGACUGUGGGUGAAGAAUGGUCUCAGGAUUUGCACAGUAGUGGCCGAACCGAGCUCAAGUACUCAUACCGCUUUGUGUGUGAUGAACACUACUAUGGAGAAGGUUGCUCCGACUACUGUCGUCCCAGGGAUGAUGCUUUUGGUCACUUUUCUUGUGGUGAAAAGGGAGAAAAAGUCUGUAACCCAGGAUGGAAAGGACAGUACUGCACUGAACCCAUUUGUUUACCUGGAUGUGAUGAACAUCAUGGAUAUUGUGAUAAACCUGGGGAAUGCAAAUGCAGAGUUGGUUGGCAAGGUCGCUACUGUGAUGAAUGCAUUCGCUACCCGGGAUGUCUGCAUGGGACCUGUCAGCAGCCCUGGCAAUGCAACUGCCAGGAAGGUUGGGGAGGCCUUUUCUGCAACCAAGAUCUUAAUUACUGCACUCACCACAAACCUUGCAAGAACGGAGCUACUUGCACCAAUACUGGUCAGGGAAGCUACACUUGCUCCUGCCGUGCUGGGUACACUGGGUCCAACUGCGAGAUUGAAAUAAAUGAAUGUGAUACAAACCCUUGCAAGAAUGGAGGCAGCUGCACUGACUUGGAGAAUAGUUAUUCAUGUUCCUGCCCACCAGGUUUCUAUGGUAAAAACUGUGAGCUCAGUGCCAUGACCUGUGCGGAUGGACCAUGCUUUAAUGGUGGGAGGUGCACUGAUAAUCCAGAUGGUGGAUACAGCUGCCUUUGCCCAGUGGGAUACUCUGGAUUCAACUGUGAGAAGAAAAUUGACUACUGCAGCUCUAACCCAUGUGUGAAUGGUGCUCGCUGUGAGGAUCUUGGAAAUUCCUAUAUAUGUCAGUGCCAGGAGGGUUUCUCUGGGAAGCACUGUGAUGAUAACUUGGAUGACUGUGCGUUGUUUCCAUGCCAGAAUGGUGGAACAUGCCAAGAUGGGAUUAAUGACUACUCUUGCACCUGCCCUCCUGGGUACACUGGAAAGAACUGCAGUAUGCCAGUAAGCAAAUGUGAGCACAAUCCAUGCCAUAAUGGGGCAACAUGUCAUGAGAGGAAUAACCGAUAUGCCUGUGAGUGUGCUCGAGGCUAUGGCGGUCUUAAUUGCCAGUUCUUACUCCCUGAGCAGACCCAGGAGAGUACUGCUGUUGUUGACUUAACCGAAAGGUAUACAGAUGGACAGAAUGGACAGUUUCCAUGGAUUGCAGUGUGUGCUGGCAUUAUCUUGGUGCUGAUGCUACUGCUAGGCUGUGCUGCUGUGAUUGUCUGUGUGCGAAUUAAGGCACAGAAGAGACGCCAGAGUCCUGGUACUUGUCAUGGAGAGGCAAAGACUAUGAAUAACUUGGCAAACUGUCAGAGAGAGAAAGAUAUUUCUGUGAGCAUCAUUGGCACUAGCCAGAUUAAAAACACUAAUAAGAAAGUGGACUUUCUCAGUGAAAGCAAUACUGACAAAAAUGGGUACAAGACCAGGUACUCUACUGUGGAUUACAAUUUGGUUCAUGAGCUGAAACAUGAAGAAUCUUCAAAGGAGGAUCGUAGGAAAUGUGAGGCCAAGUGCGUCUCAAGUGACUCCGAUGCAGAAGACCCACCCUCAGUACACUUAAAAAGUGAUUCAUCAGAAAGAAGGCGAGCAGAUUCUGUCUACUCCACAUCAAAAGACACAAAAUAUCAGUCGGUAUAUGUCAUAUCAGAUGAAAAAGAUGAAUGCAUCAUUGCAACUGAGGUGUAAUAUGGAUGCUGUACAACCCAAGGUCUUGUCAGAUAUUCAGAGUUGAAGCCCAUGUGAAUGCUGCUGAUGAAAGAGAAGAGGGACAUCCCUUUGUUGACUGCUGCUGAGACACUAAAUUCAGUCUGAGCUGGUUCUCUACUGAAAUUAGCAAAAUUACUACAAAACAAAAUGGACACCCCAAGCUAGUCUCUGUGUCCAGACACAAACUGUUGCACUGCCAUUUCUGUACUUCUCCAUUGCACUAUGGACGGUUGCUUUUUUAAUUAAUAUACAUAUAUAUAUAUAUGUAUAAAUAUAUAUUUAAUGAAUGGACUUCUACGUUCUGCCGAAGAGUGCACUGCCUGAGUUGUAUAUUUUGGAUUCAUUUGAGCCACUUCGUUGCUAAACUUCAGACAGACACUGCCUUCAUGUGUUUUUUGAUACUGAAAGAUGUUUUCUACUAGGUCAAAAAAUGUAUGCUAUUUUUUGAACUUGUAAAACUAUUUUUACGAUAUUUGUAAAGCUUGAGUAUUUGUGAUGUUCAUUUUCUUAAUUUAAACUUUGUUAAAUAUGUACAAAGGCACUUCGGGUCUAUGUGACUAUAUUUUUUUGUAUAUAUAUGUAUUUAUGGAAUAUUGUGCAAAUGGUAAUUGAUUUUUUUCUACUGGUUUUUGUUAAUGAAGGAAUUAAUUUUUAAACUAUUUUUCCAAAAUAAAUACUACAAAUUAUGUUUUGGAUUUCUUGCUUACUU